AUGGGUGAACAAAACAUUGUACUUAUCACAGACGUCGACCAAGGCAUCAAAGCAGCCUCUUCACUCUCAUCUCUCGGCAGCGGAAAUGUAUCUUCAUUGCAACUCGUCGUCACUUCAGAUGAGUCAAUAUCAUCAGCCAAAAAUACCAUAGAAGACAAAUACGGACGACUUGAUGUACUCGUCAAUAAUGCCGGUAUUACUCUUGACGUGAAGGAAAAAGGGACACCGAUACGCAGUCUAAUGCAACGGACUUUCGAAGUCAAUGUAUUCGGCGCAGCUGCAGUGACGGAAGCUUUCAUCCCUCUCCUUGAGAAAUCCAGCAAUCCGCGGAUCGUGUUUACCUCGUCGUCUGUGGGUUCUCUCACCCGAGCUUCAGACUUGACGAAUCCUUGGUCCAAGACGCCGAUCACGACUUACAGGACAAGUAAACCUGCUUUGAAUAUGUUGAUGCUGUCUUAUGCGGCCCUGUUGCAUGAAAAGGGCUUCAAAGUUAAUGCUUCUUGUCCGGGGUACAUUGGGACGAACUUGAAUGAUCAUAGGGGAACGGGGAGUAUAGAUGAUGGUGCUGUGAGCCUGGCUCGGCCUGUGACUCUCAGGAAGGAUGGCGAGACAGGGACAUUUUCAACAGCUGAAGAAGUAAGGCCGUGGUGA
Molecule: messenger RNA, 651 nt
Organism: Talaromyces stipitatus ATCC 10500
Lineage: Eukaryota; Fungi; Ascomycota; Eurotiomycetes; Eurotiales; Trichocomaceae
Product: retinol dehydrogenase, putative
Exons: 2
Coding region: 1-651 (216 amino acids)
Cellular component (GO): membrane
Source: RefSeq, a predicted model, not a curated record